GUUUCUGCAGUCUUCAAACUUUUCUGGCACAGUAAUUCAUCCACCAACACAAGGACAUAUAAACCGCCAUUACCAGCCCUAUAAAAAACAAUCGGGACAACAAAGGGAAAGACAGCAAGAAAAAGCGUGGGAGAGGCCAAGCGAGGCAGCGCCCUGGGGUUCAGACCCGGGUGGAAGGGCGCGAGGCGCCUCGGCCGCUCCCAGCCCAACCCUCAUAGCUCUGGGAUUUCUGGCCCGCCCCCUGCGCCGCCCGCAUUUCCGGCCAGAUGUUGGGAGGCUCUACAUGGCGCUGCUAGGCCGUGUCCUCUUUGCUUGGGGCCGCGGUCCUCGGCGGUUUUUUAGGUAUGGAACAAAAAUAUUAUAUCAAAACAAUGAAGAUUUUCAGUCUAAAUUCUUUCCACCCUUUCAAAAAGUGAUGCUACCACCAAAUAGUUUUCAAGGAAAAGUAGCAUUCAUUACUGGGGGAGGUACUGGCCUUGGUAAAGGAAUGACAACUCAUCUGUCCAGCCUAGGUGCACAGUGUGUGAUAGCCAGCCGAAAAAUUGAUGUUCUGAAAGCAACUGCAGAACAAAUUUCUUCUCAAACUGGAAAUAAGGUUCAUGCAAUUCAGUGUGAUGUGAGGGAUCCUGGUAUGGUGCAAAGCACUGUGUCAGAGCUGAUCAAAGUCGUAGGGCAUCCUGAUAUUGUGAUAAACAAUGCAGCAGGGAAUUUUAUUUCUCCCACUGAAAGACUGUCUCCUAAUGCUUGGAAGACCAUAACUGACAUAGUUCUAAAUGGCACAGCCUUUGUGACACUAGAAAUUGGAAAGCAACUAAUCAAAGCACAGAAAGGAGCAUCGUUUCUUGCUAUUACAACCAUCUAUGCUGAGACUGGGUCAGGUUUUGUAGUACCAAGUGCUUCUGCCAAAGCAGGAGUGGAGGCCAUGAACAAGUCUCUUGCAGCUGAAUGGGGUAAAUAUGGAAUGAGAUUCAACGUGAUUCAACCGGGGCCUAUAAAAACCAAAGGUGCCUUUAGCCGUCUUGACCCAACUGGAGCUUUUGAGAAAGAAAUGAUUGAUAGAAUUCCCUGUGGUCGGCUAGGAACUGUGGAAGAACUUGCAAAUCUUGCUGCUUUCCUUUGUAGUGAUUAUGCUUCUUGGAUUAAUGGAGCUGUAAUUAGAUUUGAUGGUGGUGAGGAAGUACUUAUUUCAGGGGAAUUCAACAGUCUGAGGAAGGUCACCAGGGAGCAGUGGGACACAAUAGAAGGACUCAUCAGGAAGACGAAAGGCUCCUAAGACUACUCUGGCCUUCAUCUUGGUUAUAAUGGAAAUUAUACAAACUGUCUAUAAUCUUUUGACUAUUUUCAAGCCUAAUAAAUUGUUACUUAGCAAACAUUGAGCGUGUAUU
Molecule: messenger RNA, 1385 nt
Organism: Physeter macrocephalus (sperm whale)
Lineage: Eukaryota; Metazoa; Chordata; Mammalia; Artiodactyla; Physeteridae
Gene: DECR1
Product: 2,4-dienoyl-CoA reductase 1
Exons: 10
Coding region: 284-1273 (329 amino acids)
Biological process (GO): fatty acid beta-oxidation
Cellular component (GO): mitochondrion
Molecular function (GO): 2,4-dienoyl-CoA reductase (NADPH) activity
Source: RefSeq, a predicted model, not a curated record